Lucilia cuprina (Australian sheep blowfly) is the source of this 1477-nucleotide messenger RNA. RefSeq names its product ELMO domain-containing protein 2. NCBI's taxonomy places the organism in Eukaryota, Metazoa, Arthropoda, Insecta, Diptera, Calliphoridae. Gene Ontology annotation, molecular function: GTPase activator activity. The record is from RefSeq and is a predicted model, not a curated record. The coding region runs from base 345 to 1292 and encodes 315 amino acids. The transcript is spliced from 2 exons.
AAUAGAAUUUCGAGCAAAAUAUAGGAUGUAAUAAGAAUUUUUGCAAUUUUAGUUAGAUAAAUUGAAAAAUAGUUUAAAAAUUAAAAAUAAACUUAUAAAACAAAUACAAUUUUAUUAAAACUAUAAACAAACAAUCAAAAAUCAAUAAGAACCUUUCUAAUUAACGUCCAUGUGAUGAAAUUAUAAAAGAAAACAACAAUAAUCCCUCAAGUAACUUAUGGGAGUAACCAUGACAACAUUGUGCGUUGGUGGGUGUCAUAAACAAAUAGAAUUUUCUACUUAAUUAACGCGAUUGAAAAAAGGAAAAACUUACGAAACAAAGAAAAGCUGAAUCUCUUAGAAAAAUGUUAUUUUUAGAUAAAUUUUUACCUUUAAUAUUUGUCUAUAUACGACCAUUUAUCAAAUGGUUCCUGCACACUUUCACCCGCCUAUGUGAACUGCAGCGCAUUUGUUAUGGAGCUCAGGCUGGCGCCAGCCGCACCAAACAAGUGGAAAGAUCUUUGUCGCUCUCCAAACAAAUGGAAAUUAAACAAUUGUUAAGGGAGCUGGAUGAGGCGGCGGAACAUUGUAAUGAAGAGGAAUUAAGACGUUUUCCGCCGCAAGCUAUUGCUGUAGUGCAGAGAGUGAAACAUAUUAAAUCACGUAUACAUCCAGAUUUUAGUGCCUUAUUUGGAGCUUGUGUUUUACAAAUAUGGAGUUACAAACAUUUAAUGCAUGAGGUGGAGCGUUUGAGAUCCGAAGCCUACGAUUCGGAUAAUUUGGAUCAUGAGCACAAGUUGUUGGAAUUGUGGAAAUAUCUUAUGCCGAAAGAACCUUUGGAUGGUAGAAUCUCCAAGCAAUGGCAGGAAAUAGGUUUUCAGGGCGAUGACCCAAAAACCGAUUUUCGCGGCAUGGGCAUGUUGGGCUUGGAAAAUCUACUCUAUUUUGCCCGUGAAUAUCAAGAAGCUGCCCAGCAUGUGCUGCUACACUCCAUGCAUCCAACUUUAGGUUAUACCUUUGCCAUUGUUGGUAUUAAUUUAACUGCCAUGGCCUAUCGUCUGCUGAAAUCGGGCGAAGCUAAAACACAUUUUUACAAUGUCUCACAGGCCACAAAACAACCUUGUUCUCUAACGCAAUUUCACAAAUUCUAUUGUUAUUUAUUAUUUGAAUUUGAUCGUUUCUGGUUGGAAUCUGAACCGACGAAUAUUAUGGAUUUUCGUGAAAUUUAUCAAAGUUUUGAAAUAACCAUCAUGGAGGCUUUACAACGUGAUAACACUGUGUUUAAAACUAAUUUGGUAGUGGAGGAGAUUUAGUUGUAAAAUUUCGAAAUUGUUUAAAAUCUAAAGUAAUUAGUAAAUUAUAUAGUAAAGUGAUUUAUUAUUUCUUUUUGCUAUUUUAAAUGAGAGUCUGUUUUCGGGGAAAAAAAUAUGGAAGCUUUAUGUGUGUAAAAAUUGAAUUAUUGUAAAAAUUUUUGAAAUAAAUUGCAUUUGUAAGUGAA